Molecule: messenger RNA, 630 nt
Organism: Didymosphaeria variabile
Lineage: Eukaryota; Fungi; Ascomycota; Dothideomycetes; Pleosporales; Didymosphaeriaceae
Exons: 3
Coding region: 1-630 (209 amino acids)
Source: RefSeq, a predicted model, not a curated record
AUGACAUCAACCACCACGUUCAAGGUCUCUGCAGACUCUCCAGCUUCCAUCAGCAGCAUCAAGAUCAAGACUGCCGCGAUGACAGAAGCAAUCACCAUCCGCAACCAGCUCGCCUCUCCUCUACUGCGACUCCCAGGCGAGAUCCGCAACAAGAUAUACGCCUACACCUUUCCUGGCACUGUCCUCAGUGUCGUGCCUUAUUUUGGAAAGCUAAAGGACCCUAAGGGAGGCUAUUACCUACUCUUCACCUGCCGACAGAUCCUCGUCGAGGCCAAAGAAGUCUGCAUGGACAACUUAGUGCUGCAGCUGCCGCCCCUGAAGCACAUGUUUGCUUUCCGCAAGACCGUUUCCGCGUCGACUGUAGAGCCUAUUCGCCGUAUCAUGGUGUCGGCAAAACUGGCCCGAUUCAUGGUACUCGCCCCUGAUCAUAGGAAUGCGUUGCAGGUCAUCGGAUCUCGCUUGGCUUCCCUAGAGGUCGUUGAAGUCUGCGACAUCUUUCUUCGGUCAGGAUAUGAACGCACAGUCCUUGCUAAAUACCUCCUCAAGGCCAUUGGAAAUCCGCUCGUCCAGGUGAAGUUCAUUCUGUGCGAUGGAUGUAAGGGUAGAAAUCUUACUUCUAGCGAGACAUGA